AAAAUCUUUUAAUAUAAGACUUUAAUUUAAUAUAAAAUUUUUAUUAUAAGUAGUUAAAUCAUUCAUUAUGGCUUCACAGAAAAAUGAAUUUUGUGAUUUAUCUGAAAUUAUUUUAAAUGAAAACACUGACAGUACUACACAAUUUCAUAAGACAUUAAAGCGACCAAAGCGUGUAUUACAUUUUUCGGAUGGUGAUUUAGAAGAAUAUUCUGAAGAUGAAACAGAUUCAAAAAGUGUAAAUAAAACACUGAACCAUAUAGAUCCAAAAUCUCUAAAUUGGUUACCUUGGGCAUGGUAUCAAACUACUUCAAUUGGUAAUAAGUUAUUAGAUGGAUGUGAUUACAUGGGUGAAUGGUUAGCUAAUUUUUUUGGUAUCACAGCACCUAAAUAUCAAUUUGAAAUCAAUGAAUUUUAUAGACUUCAAGCUCUUGAAAAUGAGAUGUUACAUAAACAAGAUUUAGAAAUGGGUGGAUGGAAUGAAAACAAUAAAAAUAAUCUUGUGAAUAAUAUACAAUAAAUUUAUAAUUUAAGUUUUAUAAUAUUCUUUCAUUAAAUUAUUAAUUUUAUAUUAAUAAAGUAUAUUUAUAAUAUAUAUUCCAUAUAUUAAAAAUAUCUAAGUUAUAGGAUUAAUUAUUAUAAUAAUUAUAUUUAUUUAUUCUAAUAUUAUACAUAAAAAAUGUCAUUUUUAAAAAUACCUAUAGUAUUUUUAUUUUUUUACAUAUAUAUUUAAUAUAGUAUAAAAAAUUUUUAAUACCAGAAUGUAUUAUAUUGGAGUAACACAAAUUAAUAUUACAAACAUUUAAAUAUAAAAAUGUUAUUUUUUUUUUUAGAAAACUUACAAUAAUAUAAAUAACAAUAUAUUGUAGCUUUUCAUUUUAUUUGAAAUUGCAUAUGAAUUAAUUUUUUUUAUUUAAUAAUAAUAUUGUUAUAAGUUGUGUAUAUAAAAGAUUUAUAUACAACAAUUUUUUUGUUCUAGAAAUAUUUAGUAUUAAAAUACUUUUAUAUAUAAGUUUGUAAUAUUAAUUCUAGUUCAGAAAUCUUAUAUAAUUAUAUUAUAUAAUGUUCUUAUACAAACUAUAUGUAAUGACUUUAAAUCAUACAUAACUAUUAAAUAUAAUUAUUUAAUAAAAUUAUAAUUUUUGUAGCUAUCACUUCAUAUUUAUAAAUUGGUUUGAAUAAUACUUUAUAUAAAUCUCUUAUUCGAUCUUGAGAAUGUUUCCUUAUUAUAUAGAAUUACUUUUAUUCAAAAAUUAAAAGUUGUUAUAAUAUGAACUAUUAUAUUAAAAAAAGAAUUCAAAUUGUAAAAAUAAAUGGAAUGAUACCAUUUUAUAUUA
Molecule: messenger RNA, 1334 nt
Organism: Apis cerana (Asiatic honeybee)
Lineage: Eukaryota; Metazoa; Arthropoda; Insecta; Hymenoptera; Apidae
Product: protein FAM177A1
Source: RefSeq, a predicted model, not a curated record